AUGUCCAAGGCCCUACUUAUCACCGGCGCCACUGGUAGACAGGGCGGAAGCCUCAUUAAUGCCCUUCUGAGCCGACACGCCGACUUUGAAAUAUUGGCCGUGACUCGGUAUACUUCAUCUGCAGGUGCUCAGAAGCUGCUGAAAAAGUCCAAUAAAAUUCUCCUUGUUGAAGGGAAUUUGGACCAGCCAGAAACCAUCUUUAACAAUGCGCGAGAAGUCACUUCGCGGCCUAUCUGGGGAGUGUAUAGUGUACAGGCCCUUGUUCCCGGAGCAUCAAGCCAGGAUGCCGCGGAAGAACGCCAGGGCAAGGCGCUUAUCGAUGUAGCCCUAAAGAACAAUGUCCGCUUCUUCGUCUACUCUUCAGUCGAUCGCGGUGGCGACGCAUCAUCAUAUGACAACCCAACCCCAAUCCCACACUUUAUCAGUAAGUACAACAUCGAGCAUCAUCUCGUCGAAGCUACCAAGGGCACCGAAAUGGCCUGGACCAUCCUCCGUCCCGUGGCCUUCUUCGACAACUUCACGCCUGAUUUCACCGGCAAAGUCUUCACUACGAGCUGGAAAGUUGCGGUCAAGGGGAAGAAGCUACAGAUGGUUGCAACGAGCGACAUUGGGGUCUUUGGUGCACUGGCAUUCCUAAACCCGAACGAAUACCAGGGUAAAUCUAUAUCGCUGGCUGGUGAUGAACUCACGCUUGAUGAGAUGGCGAAGAUUUUCAAACAGCAAAUGGGAUACGAUGUACCCAUGACUUUCGGGUUUGUUGCACGUAUUCUCUUGUGGUUUAUGAAGGAUUUAGGGCUUAUGUUCAAAUGGUUCCAUGAUGUCGGGUAUGGAGCUGAUAUUGGGAAGUUGAAGAAAAUGCAUCCUGAACUGAAGGAUUUUGCUACCUGGCUCAAGAGUGAAAGCCGCUUUUCGUCGUGA
Molecule: messenger RNA, 918 nt
Organism: Talaromyces proteolyticus
Lineage: Eukaryota; Fungi; Ascomycota; Eurotiomycetes; Eurotiales; Trichocomaceae
Product: nucleoside-diphosphate-sugar epimerase family protein
Exons: 2
Coding region: 1-918 (305 amino acids)
Source: RefSeq, a predicted model, not a curated record